This is a messenger RNA of Mandrillus leucophaeus (drill), 882 nucleotides long. Its product is annotated as melanoma-associated antigen B10-like. The coding region runs from base 1 to 882 and encodes 293 amino acids. Gene Ontology annotation, biological process: negative regulation of transcription by RNA polymerase II. The record is from RefSeq and is a predicted model, not a curated record. Lineage: Eukaryota; Metazoa; Chordata; Mammalia; Primates; Cercopithecidae. Gene Ontology annotation, cellular component: nucleus. The transcript is spliced from 2 exons.
AUGACCCAGAGCUUUCACGGAGUUGGUAUUUCCCACAAAGCCUUUAAUGAAAAAGCCAGGAGAACUCCCUACUCCUCCCCUCCCGCAACACCCAAGAGCUCCCCUGGUACUGGGCCAAGUAGCAAAUCUCCGGGCCCUCAGAGGGCCCCAUCCACUACCAGUACUUCUGCAAGUGUUUCAUGCACAAAAUUUGAUGAAGGUGCCGAGAGCCAAGAUGAGGAAAAAACAAGCACCUCCCAGGCACCACCGACCACUGAUCUUUUGAGCACAACCCCUCUAGACCAGAAGGCAAUGUUGUUGGUGCAGUUCCUGCUGCACAAGUACAACAUGAAGGAGCCCACAACAAAGCAUGACAUGCUAAAGUAUGUCAUCAAAAAGGAGAAGGCGCACUUCCAUGAGAUCCUCAAGAAGGCCUCUGAGCUCAUGGUGCUGGCCUUUGGCAUUGUUGUGAAGGAAGUCGAUCCAACCAGGCACUACUAUGCUCUUAUCAACAAAUUGAAUCGCUCCUGUGAUGCAAGGCUGAGUGAUGAGGAGAUCAUGCCCAAGACUGGCCUCCUGAUGACUAUCCUGUGUGUGACCUUUAUGAAGGGCAACUGUGCCACUGAGGAAGAUAUCUUGCAGGUGCUUAAGGUAAUGGGGAUAGAUGCCAGAAAGAACCACUAUUUCUAUGGGGAGCCCAAGAAGCUUAUCACCCAAGAUUUCAUAAAGGAAAGAUACCUGGAGCGCCAGCAGGUACUCAACAGCAAUCCUGUGUGGUAUGAAUUUCUGUGGGGUCCCAGAGCCCAUGCAGAAACCGGUAAGAUGAGAGCCCUUGAGUUUUUGGCCAAGAUUCAUGAUACUGCCCCCAGUUCCUUUCCAUCUUUGUAUGAAGAAGCUUUGUGA